AUGCAGUCGAAUGCAAGCUUCGAUAUUGCAGACAAAUAUGCGAGUAUAGUUCCUGGCCCUACCGUCCUUGAGCUCCUCACCGAGUUCAAGCAAGAGGAAUUUCUCAAGAAAUGUCUGAACCCCAAGUCUCUGCCGAACAAGUUGAGCAAACCUUUGCUUGAGGAUCACCAUGCAGAAGGGGCAGCUGAAGGAGUCUGCUCGGCUGCGGUGAUGCACUGGCUUGAUACCGGCGCCGUCCCUCCUCCCACCGAGGAAAUGGCUGCAGGGCUAGCCCGAGUUCAAGGCUCCUUUGAGGCUGACACUGAGCGGGAUUACUGGAAAUUGUGCAGCAACCUAUCAAAAUCUUCCAAGAACCUCAAGGAACCUGUCAAAGACAGCAAGGGCUUAGAUCUCAACAUCAUGCAAACUUUUAUCAACUAUUUGCUUGACAACUCGGGUAAAAUCAACACAAAGUUCAAGCUUUUCCUCAUCCUUGGGUUCGUGGAUGGCUCUGCCCAUGCAGUUGGCUGGAAUCUGGGAACCAAAAGCUUCUUCGAUCCCAAUUAUGGCGUUUGGAGGAUCAAGACUCCUGAUCCCAAGAGUGGCAUUUGGAAGAUGAUACCUUUUGCCAAUGGCCCUGAUGCUGCCACAGACAUCGCAUACUCAAUUUCUGGUUUGAAUGAGAUUCGCAGUAAAUAUGGAGCCAAAGUCUCUAUCAAAGCCAUCACUUUCUAA
Colletotrichum lupini is the source of this 714-nucleotide messenger RNA. RefSeq lists its product as uncharacterized. The coding region runs from base 1 to 714 and encodes 237 amino acids. The transcript has a single exon. The record is from RefSeq and is a predicted model, not a curated record. Lineage: Eukaryota; Fungi; Ascomycota; Sordariomycetes; Glomerellales; Glomerellaceae.